This is a messenger RNA of Aureobasidium pullulans EXF-150, 1527 nucleotides long. RefSeq lists its product as uncharacterized. The transcript is spliced from 2 exons. Bases 1 to 1527 code for a protein of 508 amino acids. The record is from RefSeq and is a predicted model, not a curated record. Lineage: Eukaryota; Fungi; Ascomycota; Dothideomycetes; Dothideales; Saccotheciaceae.
AUGAGUGCCAACAGUGGUCAAGUACCUACAGACAGCGACCCCACAAGGCCUCGAGCACAAUCCACAAACUCCUUCGCCUCGUCCUUCAAAUCUCCUCGAGUCGCUCGUUUCGCAGAAGCAACCACCGUCAACUCACCAAUCGAGCCACCUCGAUUAUCUUUUAUAGCCGCACCGACAAACCACUUCCGGCCGCAGCCGCAACCGUCUGACAUCGGAUUUGGGUACAUUGAUGACAAGCACACCUCACACGUAACUGUCGAGAUGGAAGAUACAGAUUACAACCACCUGCCCAGGGGCAGAAGUGAAGCACCUUUGAGUCCGCCACUGAAGAGUGCGAUGAAAACACCUGGAGUAGCGCCGAGAAACUUCGGUAACAUCAUGAGUCCAACCUUCAGGGAAGAACACGUUUUGGAGAAGAGAGAGCUUGCUACCGAGAAGGAGCAAGCCAAGGAUAUUAAAAUCAAAACUCGCGUCCGUGCAGCGAAGGUGUUUCUACGCAGCAUCAAUUUCGCAUGCUCCCUCAUUGUACUCGCGAUGAUCGGAACAACAUUUGCUAUCUUCAAUGCGACCAAGAAGCUAUCGCCUCGUAGCAAUCUCCCUCCGUGGGCCGUCGGGACGAGUCCUUGGCCACAAAUCCUUCUUCUUGUCAUUGCAUGUGUGUCGUUGGUAUUCUGCAUCGCCAUAUUCUGGGGAUACUUCAAAGGAGGUCACAAGCGAGCUGAAAAGGUCCAAACCUACUAUACUGUUUUCGCAGUUGGGUUCUUCGUUUUCAGCAUCAUCAUGUGGGGAGUCGGUGCUGGUGUCCUCAACACUACCAAGAGCAAUAGCAACGGACAAGAUCUCUGGGGGUGGUCUUGCAAGGAGAACAAGCGAAAAGAACUCUUCGCUGCUGAUGUCGACUAUGCACUCGUCUGCCGCCUACAGAACUGGUCCCUGGUAUGUGCGGUCAUCGAGAUUGUUGUGGAACUUUCUGCGAUCGGUGUCUACUCGUUCGUCUUCUACCGCAUCUGGUCGAAGAGAAAGCUGAGAAAGUCGAUGGCUGUCCGUGACCGUGCCCGUUCGGAUUUGUACCUUGCUCAACUGCGCUCUCAAUCCGCACCAAACACACCUGGACUGAAUGGUCCCCUCAGUCCUAGAGACGGCGGCUGGAGGCCACCUGUGGACUACUACAAGGCCGGGCCUUCAGUCGAGGCAGGUCCUGUCGAAGACGAGAGCACUCGAUACGUUGAUGCUUCUCAACAGCCUCCACCCCCCAAGCCAUUCGUGCUGCAACCGCCGCCUACUAAGGGCUCGACACCAAAGAUACAGCAGACCGGAUUCACGCCUCUCAAUUACUCUUCGCCCACAGACUCUCGAUCUCCUUCGCCAGUACAAGCCCAACCUACCGAGCAACAGCAAGGACACUUUGCCGCUGCCCCCGGUGAACAUGUCUAUGAAUCUGUUCCGAUCCCUGGAUCAUAUGCUAGCCCAUUGAACUCGCCAACAGUCGCACCAAGGCAAAUGAGCUUUCCUCAUGUGAGCAGAUAG